Messenger RNA from Arabis nemorensis, 1515 nucleotides. The record is from the annotation of a GenBank genome assembly. Lineage: Eukaryota; Viridiplantae; Streptophyta; Magnoliopsida; Brassicales; Brassicaceae.
AUGGAGUUUGAAGAAGAAAGCAGCCUCAGAAACCAAGGAGAGAAAGAGAUGCCGAUGCUCCGUCAAUUUCAGAUUUCUUCGUUUGAGCUUUUCCAAGUCCCGAAACAACAGUCCCCGCGAAGAAUAUGUUUUCUGAGUUGUUCUAAUUCAAGAAGAAGUCUCCCUCUACCCAGAAAUAGGUUUUACAGUAAUCUGGGCAGAGUUAUGGCUGAUAUGAGUGGCAAUGGAGGACCGAACUUAGAAAAACUUUAUCUGGGUAUGGAUUUUGGUACUUCGGGAGCUCGAUUUACAGUUAUCAAUGAUCAAGGAGACAUUAGAGCAGAAGGAAAAAGAGAAUAUCCUCGUUUCAUGAGAGAAGAAAGCAUGGAUUGGGCAAGCUCAUGGAAAGCAACUCUUUUUUCAUUGCUAGAGGACAUUCCCAUCACCGUUCGCUCCCUCGUCUCAUCCAUUUCGCUUGAUGGAACUUCUGCAACAACUCUCAUCUUAGACAGUGAGAGUGGAGAAGUUCUAUGUCAGCCUUUUCUCUACAACCAGAGCUGCCCUGAUGCUCUGCCAGAGGUUAAGUCUAUAGCGCCAGCAAACCACACAGUCUGCUCUGGUUCCUCUACCUUGUGCAAACUCGUCUCAUGGUGGAAUCUUAAUAUUCCGAACAGAGAAUCAGCGGUAUUGCUGCAUCAGGCAGAUUGGUUGUUGUGGUUGCUUCAUGGCAGACUUGGAGUGUCAGAUUACAAUAAUGCAUUGAAGGUGGGCUAUGAUCCUGAGAGUGAAUCAUAUCCAUCUUGGUUGCUUAGUCAACCUUAUUCUCAGUUACUACCUUCGGUGCAAGCUCCUGGAACGUCAAUAGGCAAUCUGAAAGAAAGCAUUAGAAAGCAAUUCGGAUUUCCAGAUGAUUGCAUAGUCUGCACCGGUACCACUGAUAGCAUAGCUGCGUUUCUGGCAGCCCGUGCGACUGAACCUGGGAAAGCAGUAACUUCACUGGGUUCGACCUUAGCCAUCAAACUUCUCAGCACCAGAAGGGUCGAUGAUGCAAGGUAUGGAGUCUACAGUCACCGCCUGGAUGACAAAUGGUUGGUUGGAGGAGCUUCCAACACUGGUGGAGCCAUUCUCAGACAGCUCUUUAGUGACAAACAGUUAGAGAGACUGAGCCAAGAAAUCAAUCCUAUGGUCGCAUCUCCUCUAGAUUACUAUCCUUUGCUAAGCAGCGGUGAAAGAUUUCCAGUAGCUGAUCCCAACUUGGCUCCCAGAUUACUUCCACGCCCAGAAAGCGACGUUGAAUACUUGCAUGGUAUCUUGGAAUCAAUCGCACGUAUUGAGGGGAAAGGCUACAAGUUGUUGAAAGAGAUGGGAGCAACGGAGGCCGAGAAAGUGAUGACAGCAGGAGGCGGGGCCAAGAACGACAAGUGGAUAAAGAUAAGGCAGCGAGUUCUGGGUUUACCUGUGCAAAAAGCCGUCCAUACGGAAGCUUCCUAUGGAGCUUCUCUUCUUGCGUUGAAGGGCGCAAAACAAAACAAAUGA